Molecule: messenger RNA, 3439 nt
Organism: Hippopotamus amphibius kiboko
Lineage: Eukaryota; Metazoa; Chordata; Mammalia; Artiodactyla; Hippopotamidae
Product: V-type proton ATPase subunit S1-like protein
Exons: 11
Coding region: 15-1379 (454 amino acids)
Cellular component (GO): proton-transporting V-type ATPase complex
Source: RefSeq, a predicted model, not a curated record
UGUGGCACUGGGUGAUGUUUGAGAGGUGCACAGGGACAUGUGGAGCCUGUAGACCAUGUUCUGGAGACUGUAAAGUCCAAGACCAAGGUGCUGGAAGAUUUGGUGUCUGGUGGGAGCCCACUUCCUGGUUCAUAGACUCUUGCAAUAACCUCAAAUGGCAGAAGAUCCAAGGCAGCUCUGAGAACUAUUCAGGGAACUGUGAUUUCUUCUUGAAUCAGAUCUGGGUCAUCGUGGGCUUGGGCUCUCACCUCCUCCUGACCAGGAGUUUGAAGAGCCGUGUAAUCAGUAACACUGCCUAUGACGAAACUCCUCCUGCCCAGACUCGUCUUGCUCCUUCAAAUUCCAUGGAAUCAGGAGAAGGACAAAAAGGUAAAAGGAAAGGUGAAGGACGGAAGUUGGGUCCAAUGAAAGAACAGAGAAAAAAAGGAAAAUAUGCUGAGAGUUUCAGCUUUCGAACGUCUUCAAAUAAAGAAGUGGUUGUAAACAGUGAUCAACAGAAUAAUGGAGGUAUGAAGCCAGUGCAGAAUUUCACGAGACCAAUCACACAGGCUCUCAACUACAAUCUGAGCAGACAAAGACAUUUAGAAAAAGAACCUUGGAAUGUAUUCAGCCAUCAUAUCCCUGUUAAUGCCUCCAUGGAUGGAAUUCCCUGCAUUCUCUUUUGGGCCAAAAGAAUAACAAUUAAAUUUAAGAAUCAGACCUGGCUGGACCUUACAGAUGAAGCUAUUGGCCAGAAGGCAACAGUGGAUGCUGGCAACUCAAAUUGCAGUGAAGAAAGUGCCAUGUUGUCUCUGAAGUUUGGUGAUGCUGAAGAUCCCAGAGGUCUUGAUAUAAGAUUCACCCUUACCAGUUACAACAAGUUGUCCAUCCAGAGCUGGUUUAGUUUGCACCGAGUCGAGAUUAUUUUCAAUAAUUCAAUUCAAGCAACCUUUAAUGCAACUGGCAUAUAUGCUCUGUCAAGUUACUCCUACCACUGCCACCAUGUCAGCAGCCUGCAGCAGUAUGACGCUCUUUUGUUGCCCAGUGACACCAAUGACAUGUCAAGCCUGUGGGAGGUCACUUUUGUUGAUUUCCAGAUCCAAGGCUUUACCAUCAAGGGGGGACAGUUUGCCAAGGCCCGAGACUGCGCCUCUUCCUUCUCGCCGGCCAUUCUGAUCGGCCUGGCAAUGUCCCUGAUCCUGCUGCUGGUGUUGGCCUAUGCCCUGCACAUGCUCAUCUACCUGCGCUAUCUGGACCGGCACUAUGAUUUCAUCGCCUCCCCGGCCCACUUCCCCCAGUUGAAAGCUCGAGAUGCAGCAGAAGAGAAGGAGCUGCUGAGGAGCCAGGGAGUCGAAUGCUAUGAACUGAGAAGCCAACAGAUCUGCAGAAUUUACGUUUAACAGCACAGGUCCCUCUCCCUCAGGAAGUCCAUGAUAGGCUCUGAAAGAAGUUGUUCCUGUUCUGUGCUGUUUGAGUUGCAAUAUAAGGUUUUCACCAAAAGGCUUGAUUUUUUUUUUUAAAGGAAAUACAUGCAAAGAAUACAUUUUGGAACAUCCACUGGCCUUCUUAGAUAGACUUGGAGCAAUGAAAAAGGUAUCUCAGGAAUCCUGCAGGGAUAAAAAUGAUUGCACCCCAAGGUGCCUUGAAAGUAAAAGAAUACUUCAAGUUAGGGACACUCCCCCCCCACCCAAGGAAAAAAAAAAAGAAUGAUGCAGUAUAAAGAAGGAAAAACACACUUGGUCCUUUUUGCCUUUGUCAGUUUGGUUGUGAUAAAUACAGAAAUGAUAAAUAUUAAGUUGUCUGGAAUUUCAAUAUUUAAAGUACCAAAGAUGAUUGCAGGGAGCACACCCUCAAGAAAAUGGGACUCUAGGAUUGAUUAUCUGACUCUGUUUAGCUUAAAAUCAGAGGGGACUUUGUUAACAUUAGAGGAUGGGAAACUGAUAGCCCAUGCCAUUCCAUAAAGAAAUUUUCAUUGUGGUGACUUUGAAUGUCCAUUGGUGGUAUAAAUGGCUGCUGUGAUAGGCUGUAAGUGGAAUCCUUAGUCUCACAGGGAUGCGGGGAUCCUGGAGUGGCAGGGGUCAAAUAGCACAGCAGCCGUAAGGGGCUGAAGGGCAGGAGUGUUAAUCAGAUUAGAUUAUGUUUAUUCAUGGUGAAGUGUUCUGUGGUAGAUGUGGCUAGACAGUCCAUUGAAACACUUGCUUAUUAUCAUCAUCAUCAUAAAUGAUCUAGUUCUGGUGUAAAAAACCUUACCUGAGCCAUCAUGGUGGACUCAUGGAGCUGAGUCUGUUCAUGACUUAAGAAGAGCGCUCUUGCCUGAAGAAGAAACUUCUCAGAGGGCCUUUGGUCUUUGUAUCUAAUGUUGAGUAUCAUCAUGAACAGUUUUAUGUUUGUCCAUCAGGUAUCUGUCUUUUUAUAUCACUUCUGGUAUGUUCUGACUUUUAGGUAGGGAACUGACACUAUUCCCAUGGAUACUUUUAUUAUUAACCCAGUAGGUAUGUGAUCAUCGUCCUGUAAUUGUUAGUGCUGCAAGACCACCGGCUAAGAGAUGUCUGUCUUCCUGGGAGGUCUGGAAAAAUAUGGCAAAGAAAGUGAUGUUUGACAUGAGUAGGAGUUAGACAAGUAACAUGGAGAAGGACAGAUAUGGCAGAAGGAAACACAUAUGCAAAGACUGGACUUCAUCAUGUGCAGAGAACUGUGAAUGCAUGUAUAUGGGCUGGCACAUACAAUGUAUUCGGAGGAGUGAAAGAGAUGCAGCUGGAACAGAGAGGAAACAGAUCGUUGUGCUCAACUAAAGACUUAGGAUCAUGACUUGAGAUAAUGGAGAGGCCAUUGAGAGGACUUUGGAGGAUUCAGAAGUUGGUUCAAUAAGACAUAGCAACCAGUUGGCAAGUCACAAAUGACUGGUAGAUAACUUAUUUUGGGUGCUGGUGGAAGGUGAUACCAAUAUUUGCAAUCAGGGAGAAACAGGUGAGGGUAGAAGUGGGUAUGGGAGAUGGGAGAUUCCUGUAGGCAGGUCCUGUAAUAGUCAUCCAAGUAGGUGGUUGGAUGUAAGAAUAUGGGGCAAAAUGAAGAGGUCUGGACUAGAAAUAGAAAUUUGGAAAUAUAGCAGAUGCUGUCAGUGUCCACUUUUGCACCUUGGCCCAUCUCUCUAUUGUCAGUAACUGCCCUCAGAGGCUGCUCUGCCUGCUUGUGUUCAUGGCAGACUGGAAGUGCUGAGGAAUUAAUGUCUCUUGGGAGUAGCCUUCAUGUUAUGACUCUCAGAAGUUGUGUAUAAAUACCCCAGCCCAUAAUUCUAGAGUAUGUUUUACACCAUUUCCUGGAGCUCCUCAAAGACUGUGUUCUUUUGCCCAUUGGGGCAUCUUUGCUUGAUAAUGUUCAUUUUAUUAACUCCCUUCUUUGCCCUGUUUUACUUCCCUACUCCCCCAAUGAUGUUUCUUGGCACCACCUCCAAAAUAAACUA